CGAUGGCAAUAUAAAGUUGGGCUACAGCGGCUUAUCGAUAUGGAAUCGAUGUUUCUUUCAGCUUUUUUCGACAGGACCUGAGCAUUCCUGCCAGGAAUUGUUUAAAUAUUUCGAGUCGAGCCGUUCGACAGUUGGAAAUAAGUUCUCCCGCAGAAGCGCCAAGUUUUCCGAUUUUAGGUGGCUGUGAGAAAAUAGGCCUCGCCGGCUUUCCACUUCAUAGACACUUGACAAACAUUCUCGUCCCUGCAAACACACGUCUCGUAUAUCGGAAAUAAUAUAGCAAAAGUUGCCCAAAUACUGCAUAUAUUUCAUAUUUUGGUUCAUUGGCAGCUUCGUCCCAUUGCCAGAAGGUGCUCGACGAAGUCCCGACUGCCGUUCCCACCUGAGACAGUUGCUGUCAUUGCAAGUGCAGUCGAAGAGGACGCGAAGCAGAGAGGCCAACUGACCACCGAUCCUGGCCAGAAGUUUGCCAUGGAACGCCGCUACCUGAAGAAUCCCUUUGCCGAUUUUGCGGGCGGGGAGAAUACACCGUUCGCCAGCGAUGAGGAGCACAUCAAGAACCUGAUCUGCACCUAUGUGGACGCCAUACUGGAGCACUGUCAUCCAAACAACGAUGAGGAGGACAAUCGUGGUGAUCUGUAUGUGGGCAAUGCCGGCAUUGCCUUCAUGUUCUGGAAGCUCAACAGCUGCGAGCCGACACGUGAUCUCUAUCCGGCACUGGAUCACGCGGCAUCAUUCAUCCGCAAUGCCAAGGUGAAUGCAAAGCGGUACAAGAAGCGCUCCGCCGAGCGCUACUCCUUCCUUUGCGGCAAUGCUGGAAUCUAUGCCGUCUCGGCAGCCAUUUCGCAGGAGCUCAAGGACACCGAGGAGCUGUCCGACGACUUGGCCAACUUCAAGUCGGGCAUUCCGUCCAGCAAGGAGUUCAUGCACACCAAAUACGGCUGCGAUGAGGUGCUGGUGGGCCGUGCUGGCUAUCUAUCCGGCUGCUAUUGGCUAAACGACGUGCUGCCGGAGAAGAAGAUCACCGACGACGACCUGGUAUCCAUUUGCCAGCUAAUCGUGACCAGCGGCCGCGAGUACAGCAAGCAGAACAAUUCGCCGUGUCCGUUGAUGUACCAGUACCAUGGCACGGAGUACCUGGGUGCGGCCCAUGGUCUGUGCGCCAUUCUCCACAUGCUGUUGGACAGCCCGUGGUUCCGCACGAUACCCAUAUCGGCGCCGGCCGCCGAGCUGCGCGACAUCAAGCGCUCGAUUGAUUUCUUCCUGGAGCUGCAGGACAGCGACGGCAACUUUCCAGUGGCACUGGAGGAUCUGCGCUCCGGCAGGGACAAACGUCUGGUGCACUGGUGCCAUGGCGCACCCGGCGCCGUCUAUGUGCUGGCCAAGGCCUAUCUGAUCUUCAAGGAGGAGAAGUACUUGAACUCGCUGCGUCGCUGUGCGGAUAUGGUUUGGAAGAAGGGCUUUCUGCGCAAGGGACCAGGCAUCUGCCACGGCGUGGCCGGCAAUGGCUAUGUGUUCCUGCUGCUGUUCCGCCUGACCAACGAGAUGAGGUACCUGUACAGGGCGCACAAGUUCAUGGAGCUGCUGACCAAUGCCGAGUUUAAGCUGCGCGCCAGGACACCAGAUCGUCCGCAUAGCUUGUACGAGGGCGUGGCCGGCACCGUUUGCUUCCUCGUUGAUCUCCUCGAGCCGGAGCAGGCCUACUUCCCGUUCAUGGACGUAUUUCACUAAACCGGGGAGGGGGACUAGAAAGAUCCAGCCCGACCAAUGCUCAACACAACUUUCAAAUCAGGGAGAGUUAUCAUAAUUUCUAGUCACUUGUUUGCGAAUUUUUCCGUUGUAGUUCUCUCAUUGUUGCCUUUGCGUUAAUCCAGCGGACUGGGACGUUGGAGUGAAAGAUGGAGGAUGGAAAGAUCCCAGGUCCUGAUGGAGCCCGUAUCCGAUCUCUGAGCGCACCGCAUGCAGGAAUGUUCUCAGUCAUUCUCAUAUCAAAAUUCUCUGUGCUUUACGCUAAGCAAUUAACUUAAUACAUUGAUACUUAUACACAGACAUAUUACAUAUACAUUAUAUUUAUAUACAAUUUAUAUUAUAUAUAUAUAAAUACUAUAUAUAUAUAUAUAUAUAUAUAUACAUACUUGCGCUGACAUCUAUAUACAGACAAACAUAAUACUUAAAUGCAUAGUGUGCUUUAUACCUACGAGUAAUCCACGAAGAGCUCUCAAUCUAUUGUCAAUGAGAAUGAAAUAAAUCAUUGUACUAUUUUAUACGGAUAUGUACAAUCCCGUGGCCAGUUUCGAUCCACCCCACGGCAAUCGACUCCAUGGUUAUACGGCUGAAUACCCCAAAA
Molecule: messenger RNA, 2347 nt
Organism: Drosophila yakuba
Lineage: Eukaryota; Metazoa; Arthropoda; Insecta; Diptera; Drosophilidae
Product: lanC-like protein 3 homolog
Exons: 2
Coding region: 472-1731 (419 amino acids)
Biological process (GO): peptide modification; carbohydrate metabolic process
Cellular component (GO): plasma membrane
Source: RefSeq, a predicted model, not a curated record